This is a messenger RNA of Heteronotia binoei (common prickly gecko), 1751 nucleotides long. RefSeq names its product zinc finger and SCAN domain-containing protein 30-like. The transcript is spliced from 8 exons. The record is from RefSeq and is a predicted model, not a curated record. Gene Ontology annotation, molecular function: DNA-binding transcription factor activity, RNA polymerase II-specific; RNA polymerase II cis-regulatory region sequence-specific DNA binding. Lineage: Eukaryota; Metazoa; Chordata; Lepidosauria; Squamata; Gekkonidae. The coding region runs from base 96 to 1751 and encodes 551 amino acids. Gene Ontology annotation, biological process: regulation of transcription by RNA polymerase II.
CGAUCUGUGCGGGUGGAGCGGGGGUGGGUUGCUUCUGGAUCGCCCAAGAGGACAAAAGGGGCUUCAGGCAGGUAACCCAAGAGAAGGGGAAGGAGAUGGAAGAGGAGGACCCAGAAGGACCUAGAAUAGGCAAGAGAUCAAGGGAAAGUCUCCAACCAACCCAGGCUGGGAGUGGUUUUGAAUAUUGGGAAAGAGCUGUGCCAGGGAUCCUGUCUCAGGACACAAUGACUGCAAAUGACCGCAACCACUGCUUCCGGCAGUUCCACUACCAUGAGGCUGAUGGACCCCGAGAGGUUUGCAGCCAUCUCCAUGGACUUUGCAGGCACUGGCUGGAGCCCGAGAGGCGCACCAAGAAGCAGAUCCUGGACCUGGUGAUCCUGGAGCAGUUCCUGGCCAUCCUGCCCCAGGAAAUGCAGUGCUGGGUGAGAGGAUGUGAGCCAGAGAGCAGUUCCCAGGCAGUGGCCCUGGCCGAAGGUUUCCUUCUGAGUCAGGCCGAGGAGAAGAGACAGGCAGAGCAGAUGUGGGGACCAGCUGUAAAGAUGGAAGCGCAGUUCUCUGAGGCAGAUGGAGCUUCAUUAGAGAAAAGUCAGAGGGCGCAGGUCCAGAAGUGUGCCCAAGAUGCCCUGUCAAUUGGACGUGAAGAGAUGUUGUCAAGUCGUCAUCUUUCCAGUGGACCGCAAAUGUCUGCUCCCUUUCUGGUCCAGUCUCCUUUUUCCUUUGAAGAGGUGACUGUGUAUUUCACCAAGGCUGAAUGGGCCCUGCUGGAUUCAAGCCAAAAAACUCUCUAUAGGGAAGUCAUGCUGGAGAACUAUGGGCAUGUGAAGUCUCUGGUAGGAGAUGUAAAGAAGACAGCUGGGGAAUUCCAGGGGUUUUCUUUGGCAAAUGUCAAGAAUGAAGAUGCUGAAGGAAUGUUGAGAGAUGGUGAUGGACCACAGAGGCAGAUGGAAAACCACCCAGGGAAAGAUCGGCAGAACGAGGAUGAGGAACAGCAUCCACUAUUGCCAGAUGAAUACAUGAGGGGAAACUUCUGGAAUCAAGAAAGCCUCAUGAGGCAGAAAGGCAGCCAUGUGGUCAAGAAGAGAGACAAACCCAUUCCUUGUCAAAGGGAGGAUUUCCAAGAAGUCAUUCACAUGGUGGAGGAAACAGACAAGGACCUCGAGUGUGGAAGGAACAUUUCAGAUCAGACCCAAUAUAAGGUCCAUUUAGAAGUACAUAGUGGAAAGUGCACCCAUGAAUGCCUGGAAAGUGGAAAUACUAUAAUUUGCAGAGGAGAGCUUUGUAGACAUCAAAAAACACAUAGAGGAGAGAAAUUUUACAGAUGCUUAGAUUGUGGCAAGAGCAUUUCAGAGAAAUCAGACUUUGUUCAGCACCAAAGAAUUCACUCAGGAGAGAAGCAAUUUAUCUGCUCAGAGACUGGAAUGGCUUUCUCUGAUGGAAGAAAACAUAAUGUACACAUCCCAAAACCCAGUAUAAUGAAGGGACAUAAAUGCUUUCAGUGUGGAAAGUACUUCCGAUAUAGACCACAUCUCAAGGUGCACCAAAAGGUCCACAGAGGGGAGAAACCGUUUGAAUGCUCAGAGUGUGGGAUGAGAUUCAAUUCCAUUAGCCUUCUUCAAAGGCAUCUAAGAAUCCACUCAGGGGAGAAGCCCUUUGAAUGCUCAGAGUGUGGAAAGAAAUUCCGUUCCACUUUCAUAUCUGCGGAGCCUCGGGACAUGCAAGGAACAAAGGAGCACCUGCGGCUGGACUCCUAG